AUGGCUUCCUCAACCAGCAGCGCUAGCCUCAGGGCUAGAUACGCACAAGCUGUCACGGCCCUGCUCGAGUCAAUUACGUCAAGCCCAAAGCUCACUUAUUCAAACAAGGAUCUCACGGAGCUCAAAAAUGUCACCCUUACGACGUUCAAGGCUGAGGAUCCUGAAUAUGUUGCAUCGAAGCUUUGUCUCUUCAAACCUAUGCCGUCCAAGAAUCUCGAGGAAUCCUCGUUUGACGAGCCAAAGAAUGCCGAUGAUGUUUACUACGUGAACGCAGAACGUGCCUUCUUACAUCUUACGGAACUAUAUGAGGACUCAUUUAAGAGGAGCAAGAGCGGCUCUACGAAACUUGCUCUUAGUUGUGGUUGGACUCAUAUCAAAUUCGAAAACCCUUUCUCCGAGCUACCUCAAGUCUUUCUGGCUGGCUAUCGACCCAGCGAUCAGAUUCCAUUUUGGAAAGUACGGGCCAAAUACGAGUGGCGAAACAAAGGAAUAGUUCGCCCACAUAUCAUGCUUGUCGUACGCACUGGAGCAAUCGCGUUCGAGGGUGAAUUACUUUUCUGCGAGCUAUCGUGCAUCGCCCAAGCUAUCAAGAAUCGCCUGAUGCAGAUGGAAUUUGAGGCCACCUCGCUCAUCCCGGUCUUCGUUAUUUCCCUCUGUGGGCCAGGAAAUGGCCGCCUCAUUCAGGCGAACUACGACAAGUCUGGCAUCUUGAGGGUCAGGGCUUCGCCAGUUUACCCCCUCCAGGGCAGAGAUAGCCCAUCUUGGCGUCUCUUCCUACAAUACCUCGCUUGCGGCCCUUACAAUGGCACAGACGCUGAAGAUGCCGAUGACUCAACGGAGUCUAAGUAUGUAAUCGGAGAGACCCAACCCCGGAAAAAUAUCCAUGCAUCUUCUCAGGAGCAAAAGCCCGCCCUCCAGAGUACCCUCUGUUGUCACGAAGAAGACAAAGAGAACGCCCCCCCUGACGUUCAUAAGGACUUCUAA
This is a messenger RNA of Penicillium oxalicum, 984 nucleotides long. RefSeq lists its product as uncharacterized. NCBI's taxonomy places the organism in Eukaryota, Fungi, Ascomycota, Eurotiomycetes, Eurotiales, Aspergillaceae. The record is from RefSeq and is a predicted model, not a curated record. Bases 1 to 984 code for a protein of 327 amino acids. The transcript has 3 exons.